Molecule: messenger RNA, 378 nt
Organism: Elephantulus edwardii (Cape elephant shrew)
Lineage: Eukaryota; Metazoa; Chordata; Mammalia; Macroscelidea; Macroscelididae
Gene: CUNH1orf115
Product: chromosome unknown open reading frame, human C1orf115
Exons: 2
Coding region: 1-378 (125 amino acids)
Source: RefSeq, a predicted model, not a curated record
AUGGCGGUGGGAGCCCGGCUCCGGAGCCUGGCGCGCCGCGGCCCUCGAGGGCGAGGACAGGACGAGGACGAGGCUGCUAUCCUGGAGCAGCUGGAGUGCGGGGACGGGGACGAGGACACCAGAGCGGCGCACGGGGCGCGGAGCGCGCGGAGGGUGCACCUCGCCGUCCUCCCCGAGCGCUACGAGCCUCUGGAGGAGCUGGCGCCCGAGGAGAAGCCCAAGAGGAGAUACCGCAAGAAGCUGAAGAAGUACGGCAAGAAUGUCGGGAAAAUCCUCUCCAAAGGAUGUCACUAUGUGGUCAUCGGCCUACAGGGAUUCGCCGCAGCCUACUCCGCCCCAUUUGGAGUGGCCACCAGCGUGGUGUCCUUCGUCCGCUAG